Molecule: messenger RNA, 2154 nt
Organism: Penicillium manginii
Lineage: Eukaryota; Fungi; Ascomycota; Eurotiomycetes; Eurotiales; Aspergillaceae
Product: putative NADH-ubiquinone oxidoreductase 64 kDa subunit
Exons: 2
Coding region: 1-2154 (717 amino acids)
Molecular function (GO): calcium ion binding; NADH dehydrogenase activity
Source: RefSeq, a predicted model, not a curated record
AUGACGUCGCGACAAGUUGGCGCCGCGAAUGUCCGCAAUCCAUUGACAGCCAGGAUCAGCCCGCUCUCGCGAUCCUUGCAAACCACCACCCGCCGCCUUCCGCUGCAACAGCAACAACGAAAUGCGUUUUUUACCCCGGUCUCGAAAGUCGCCGUUCCUGUCCGGUUCAAAUCUGACGAUGCGUCUGCCACUCCCACUGCCACCGCUGCAGCACAAGCUGCUGCUGCAACAGUCCCUCCCAAGGCCCGAUCCCGCGCCGCCCAAAUAUUAUCCAAGGUCUUCACGUUCUGCGGUUUCUUCGUCAUCACCUCCGGAGUGAUUGUCGCUGGUUUCUUCGUCUACGAUGCGAGCACUUAUCGCGAAUCGUCCAGUGCGGAGGAUAUCCCUAUAUCGGAAUUGGCCCUGAACCCACGUCGCGGCGGCCCCAAGAACCUGCCGAUAGCGGAUUUCCUGGUCGGCGACUACGACUCGGAAUCAAUGCUGGAACAGAAGGAUAAACCGCGUCUGGUGAUUCUCGGAACGGGCUGGGGCAGUGUUGCUUUGCUGAAGAACUUGAAUCCUGGAGAUUAUCACGUUACUGUUGUUUCGCCGACGAAUUACUUCCUCUUUACGCCUAUGCUGCCGUCCGCUACGGUGGGCACAUUGGGUCUUCGCUCGCUGGUUGAACCUGUUCGUCGGAUCAUUGAGCGUGUUAAUGGUCAUUUCCUCAAGGCUUCUGCGACGGAUGUGCACUUCUCUGAGAAAUUGGUUGAGGUUUCGCAGGUUGACAGGGACGGCCACCAGAAGAGCUUCUAUCUACCGUACGACAAGCUUGUUGUUGGCGUUGGCUGUGUCACGAAUCCACAUGGUGUCAAGGGUCUUGAGAACUGUAAUUUCCUCAAGACUAUUGACGACGCGCGCCAGAUUAAGAAUAAGGUUUUGGAAAAUAUGGAAUUGGCUUGUCUGCCCACUACUACUGAUGCGGAGCGUCGUCGACUGCUUUCUUUUGUGGUCUGCGGUGGUGGACCUACCGGUGUUGAAUUCGCGGCUGAGCUGUUCGAUCUGCUGAAUGAGGACCUCUUGCACUCUUUCCCGCGCAUUGUGAGGAAUGAGAUUUCUGUUCACAUUAUUCAGAGCCGGUCUCAUAUUCUGAAUACUUACGAUGAGGCUUUGUCUAAAUACGCUGAGGGUCGCUUUACUCGCGAUGGAGUUGAAGUCCUGACCAAUGCCCGUGUUAAGGAAGUGCAAAAGGAUAAGGUCCUCUUCAGCCAGGUUGAGGAUGGUAAAACCGUUGUCAAGGAAAUUCCUACUGGAUUCUGUCUUUGGUCAACUGGUGUUGGUAAGUGCUAUGACUCUUAUCUAUUCCACGAACCAAGUACUAUACUAAUGCAACCCCAAGCCCGCGCCGAAAUCUGCGAAACCCUCUCAAACAAACUGGAAGGCCAAAACAAUAAACACGCCAUCGAAACAGAUUCCCACCUCCGCAUUAUCGGCGCACCGCUCGGUGACGUCUACGCCAUCGGUGACUGCUCCACGGUCCAAAACAACCUUGCCCAAAACAUCAUCCGCUUCCUCCGCACAAUCGCCUGGGAGAAAGGCCAAGACCCCGAAAAGGUGCACCUCACCUUCUCUGAGUGGACCGACGUCGCCAACAGAGUGAAACGCCGCUUCCCACAAGCAACCAACCAUCUCCGCCGUCUGGAUCGCCUCUUCAUGCAAUACGACAAAGACCACUCCGGCACACUCGACUACGGCGAACUCUCCGAACUUCUGCACCAGAUUGACACAAAGCUCACCUCCCUCCCAGCCACCGCCCAGCGCGCGAACCAGCAAGGCGUGUAUCUAGGUCAGAAGCUGAGCAAGAUCGCAGCGGCCUUGCCGGGCCUUAAGGCUAACGAGAUUGACUACGGUGAUCUGGAUGAGGCGGUCUACCGCGCAUUCAAGUACAGACAUCUCGGUAGCUUGGCAUAUAUCAGUAACGCAGCGAUCUUUGAUUUCGGCGGCAUGAGCUUUAGCGGUGGUGUUAUUGCUAUGUAUCUCUGGCGCAGUAUCUACUUUGCCGAGAGUGUUAGCUUCCGGACUCGCUGUAUGCUGGCUAUGGAUUGGGCUAAGCGAGCUUUCUUUGGAAGAGGUGUGUUCAUGCCCCCCCCCCCCUCGGGUUUUCCCUGUUCUUGA